Clarias gariepinus (North African catfish) is the source of this 3868-nucleotide messenger RNA. It is a transcript of the gene mamdc4, whose product is annotated as MAM domain containing 4. Gene Ontology annotation, molecular function: protein binding. Bases 146 to 3700 code for a protein of 1184 amino acids. The transcript is spliced from 30 exons. NCBI's taxonomy places the organism in Eukaryota, Metazoa, Chordata, Actinopteri, Siluriformes, Clariidae. The record is from RefSeq and is a predicted model, not a curated record. Gene Ontology annotation, cellular component: membrane.
GGUCCAUUUCAUCCCAGCCAACGUCCUGGAGAAUGCUGGUCUAACCACGCACGCACAAGGGUCAAGUCCACGCAUUAUCUUUGCUUGGAACCUAGAAGAGCAGGUAAAGCUGGUGUAUAGCAUACAGUUUCUUGUAUAUCCUGGGAUGAAGACGGACUUCAUUCAGCUCCUGACGCUGCUCCUUACUGUCCAGUGGGUCUUUACCCUGGAACGUAGUGGGUGCACAGGGUCAAGAUGUGACUUUGUGUGUGACUGCUUUGACUGCAGCGAUGAGCAGGACUGUGGUUACAGGGGGAGGGAUUUUGUGUGUGAUUUUGAGGAUGUAAGCAUGUGCGGCUGGACAGAUAAGUCUGCUGAAGGUGAUGGGUACAGGUGGGAGAGACGUCAGAGGGGAAACCCGCUGCCCAGCAGUGGACCCUCAUCUGACUACACUGUCGGCACAUCAACAGGUUGGUUCAUGGCAGUGACUUCAGUCAAUGCAAACUCUACAAGAACGGCUGUCCUGGUGUCUCCCACAAUGAAUCAGUCCUCCCCAACCUGUCGCCUUCAACUCCGCUACUUUAUGUGGGACUUAAGUUUCAGCGUGCUGGAAAACAGCAGUCUUUGGGCAGAAGUUUGGACUCCUGAGGGCCAGACUACUGUGGUUUGGUGGCCAGAGAGCUCAAGUGUACGUGCAUGGAGGGAAGGCAUCAUCUUCUUGGGACGCAUACCUGGACCCUUUCAGAUCCAGCUACGGUCACAGCGUUCAAAUGGGAGGAGUGGAGACAUAGCCAUUGAUCAGCUGGAGUUCAUGGACUGUGCACUCCCAGAAGGCACUGGGGUUUGUGGGUUGGGCCUUUUCCAGUGCAGGCUGGGAGGCUGUGUGGAUGAACAUGCAGUGUGUGAUGGCACAGAUGACUGCGGAGAUGGAACAGAUGAGGAGAAGUGCGGAGAGUAUAUGCAUUGUAACUUUGAGGAAGACCAGUGUGGAUGGGAUUUAAGAUCGUUUUCAUCACUGAAGUGGACGUGGACCAGUCAGGUGAAUAUCUCACUGUCUGAGGCUCUAAAAGGCCCUGGAAGAGACCAUUCCACCAAUUCUGCUUCAGGUCAUUUCCUGUAUGUUACCAAACCAGCUGUGUUUAAGCAAGAUUGGGCAUCAUUUCAAAGCCCUCCUCUGGAACCAACUAGUAGCUUACGUCCUUGUCGUAUGGUGAUGUACACACACCAGUUUGGUGGCAUAUCCGGAGGCCUAUCAGUGCUGGUGGCAGAGAAAAAGAUUUACCCAGUGUGGGAACGUGGGGGCUCCCUGGGUAAUCUAUGGGUGAAAGCUGAGAUAGAGUUUGUAGUCAACAGCACAUUUCAGAUAUUGUUUGUGGCUGCGAUUAGAGACCAAGCAUAUGGAGGCAUUGCUGUAGAUGAUAUUACACUGUCCCCGGAUUGCCGUUUGGCCAAUGCAUCAGUUCUACCAGAGUCUUUUCCCAAACCUCCCAAAAAACCUUGUGCAGAGGCCAGCAAGAUUUGUGACUUUAACUUGGACUGUACGAAUGGAGACGAUGAAGCACAGUGUGGAGACUUUUCAUAUGAGCAGGGUGGCAAGGGUUGGACAGACACAAGUAUUGGAAAUCAAGGCUGGAGGCUUAUGAACGAUACUGACGUCUUCUUAUAUGUGGCUGAAGCUGCUGGUCAGCAGCAGACAGAAGCUCAAACACGCACCCCUCUACUCGGCCCGUCCGGCCCUGCCUGCACUCUCAGCUUCUCCUACAGCCUCACAGGCAACAACACACACAUAGGUGAAGUAUCUGUUAUCGUGGUAGACAGUGUUUUGGGCUUUCUGCCUCGGCUGUGGGAGUUUGCUGGUAGGACAGGUGAAAACCAGGAAGAAUCAUGGGUAAAAGAGGAGGUCUAUAUUGGUGCUAGAGAUCACCGCUUUCAGCUGGAGUUCAGAGGUCAUGCUCGUAACCUUUACUCAGAAACAAGAAUAGCAGUGAAGGAUGUGCGUUAUGUCAACUGCCACCCAGGGUACCUUCCCUCUUCUACUGAUAGUCUAUCAUGUAACUUUGAGUCUGACUUAUGUGGAUGGUACCAAGAUCAAAUGGACAAUUAUGACUGGAGUGUUCAGAAUGGCCUUGACCACACUAUUGGAAGUGGUAGAAGUAUGGCGGUAAAUAUGUGGAACCCGACACUACGUGGUCUCUCAGGUCGUCUUCUUUCACUCCCCCAGAAGUCACUGGAUGCACAUUGUCUCUCAUUCUUCUACAGACUUCAUGGCCCUCAAACAGGUGCGCUUAAUGUUAAGUUGCUUUUCAAAGAUGGCUCAGAGCAGUUGUUAUGGACACGGUUUGGGGCCCAUGGAAAUGUGUGGCAUGAAGGACACUGCCCAGUGCCUCAACAGCUUACUGGCUACCAGCUGGUAUUUGAGGCAGUGCGCUCAGGUUUUGAUGGACAAGUGGCUAUAGAUGAUGUGGCAUUUGUAAAAGGCUCAUGCUCUCUGCCCACUAUGUGCUCAUUUGAGGGUCAGCGCUGUGACUACACUAACAAUAGAGAUGGUCUCUGGGUCCAUCAGUCUUGGGAUACAACAAGGACUGGUCCUAAGACCGACCACAGUCUCGAGACAGAGAUGGGUUACUACAUGCUAGCCCACAGCGGUAUGGACGUCCUUCCCCAGGGCAGUGUGACGACUCUCACGUCUCCUGUACGCCGUGGUUCGACUCACACUGAGUGUGUCUAUUUCUGGUACAACAUGGGGGGACAUAACCCAGGUACUCUGAGUGUAUAUGUAAAGCCUGCUGAUGGGGAGAGAAUCCUGCUGUUCUCCAGUAGCAUAAAUCAGGGACACAUCUGGCGCCAUGGCAUGGGCAAUGUUAGCUGGCCUGGAGAUUGGCAGUUGCAGUUUGAGGUGGGAGGAGGAGGAGGAAAAGAUACUUACUUUGCUAUUGAUGACAUCAAUUUCUCAACUCAUAGCUGUCCUACAACAGACAAAGUUUGUGAUCUGGAGCGAGGUCUGUGUGGAUGGAGCAACACUCAGAACCACCAGCUCGAUCUCUUAGAUUGGGAACUAAGCAACCUACUUUCUGAAACACAUUACUCCACUCCACUAUACGAUCACACCCUGCAGAAUAAGAAAGGUCACUUUCUUUUCCUUCCAAACACUCCACGGGACACCGCUACCUACAAUGCCUGCUUGUUGAGUCCCCAUCUUCCUCCCACCAAAGGCACCUGCCUGUAUUUUUGGGUUUAUCAGCCUGUCAUACAUGACAGCAAGUUGGUGGUGCAGACGCUUUCCAACAGGACCAAAACUGAGCUUUUGAGCCUCACUGAGGCUGGAGCAGGGUGGAUAAGUUACAAAUUAGAUGUCAUUUCAGAGACUGAGUACCAAAUUGUGUUUGAGGGACUUAAAGGAGUAAAGGGUGUCCUUGCUUUGGAUGACAUUGGCUACACUGAUGGAGUCAACUGUGCUGGAGAGCAGACAGACCAAAUUACUUUAACAUCACCGAACAACACAGGAGUAAUAGUUGCCUCUGUAGCAGUGGCCGUUCUGCUUAUGGUGACGCUAGGUGUUUUACUGUUCCUUUACCUGAGGAUGCGUGAUCAAAGGCAAUCUCAGAUACAGGACUUAAGUGGCGGUGUGACUUAUACAGGCUUUAAUAAUGAAGUGUAUGAAUCGGAUCAUGUUGCUUUACCUUCCGUCUUUAAUCCGGAGCAUGAGCGGGAGGUGGCAUAAAAUGUGUGCUGUCCAAUUUGCUGAAGGGACCAUGUGCAAAUCAUAUGAUCCCACACCAGAAGAACUGCUUUUAUCAUUGCAAACAGAUAUCCAUAAAACACAUCUAAAAGAUUACUUAGUUCUUUUAGUUAAAUUGUUUGUUUUCUGAUUACAAGUUCUGAUUACCCU